Messenger RNA from Trichomycterus rosablanca, 565 nucleotides. Its product is annotated as colipase-like. Bases 9 to 374 code for a protein of 121 amino acids. Gene Ontology annotation, molecular function: lipase binding; enzyme activator activity. The record is from RefSeq and is a predicted model, not a curated record. The transcript is spliced from 3 exons. Gene Ontology annotation, cellular component: extracellular region. Gene Ontology annotation, biological process: digestion; positive regulation of catalytic activity; lipid catabolic process. NCBI's taxonomy places the organism in Eukaryota, Metazoa, Chordata, Actinopteri, Siluriformes, Trichomycteridae.
GUAGAUCCAUGAUGAGGACACUGGUAGUGAUUGCUCUGUGCCUGAUUUCUGUGGCUCUGGCCACCUCUCCAGAAAAAUCUCCUGAUGAACUCGGUAUUAUUAUCAACCUGAAUAAUGGAGAGCUGUGUGUUAUCAGCGCACAGUGUAAGAGCUCCUGCUGCCACCGCCACUCCUCUACCAGCCUGGCUCGCUGUGCCCCACGUGCCGCAGAGAAUGAGACAUGCUCAAAAAAGGUAGAGAGCCUGUAUGGUACAUAUUAUUACUGCCCAUGUGAGGAUGGCCUCAGGUGUAAAGGUGACUCGUCCAUUGGAGGAUCCAUUACCAACACCAACUUUGGAAUCUGCACUGAUCCAAACUCUAGGUUUCUAAAAUAAAGCUGUCAUCAUCAUCACAGGAUCAGAACAUCCUACAUGUCUUUAUCAUGCAGAUAGGAAGUGCAUUAUAUGUAUACCCUCUGUACAUACAGAUAUGUAAAGACAUAAGAAAUUGUAAUUCUGCUAAAUCAUAAAAACUUUAAGCAAUUAUUAGUGAAGCACAGUGCCAAAUCUGUUCACAAUAUUUCACA